CGACAUCUCCUCCGCGCAACAUCCUACAAAGCGCAUGCCAGCCACCCGUCCUCGCUCCCUCUAACAUCGCGCUUCCUCUCCUCCAGUCCUCCCCACCUCUACGCCCGAAAAGAUACUCAAGACAAAGACUCACUCAAUCCGACGUCUACCGAGUACUCCAAAUCUGGCUCCGAUGAUGCUGCAGCUGCAAGCGAAGAUGCUGCCUUCAACCCCAACAAGACGAGUCCUGAGCACGAGAAGAGCACGGCUGGCAAGGAGGGUGACGGAAAUCCACUCGAAGUGAGCCCUGCGAACCCCGAAGUUAGCAAGCCGAGAGGCGAUACGGAGGGUGGGGCACAGGGAAGUCCAAGGACGAAACCGAGCGGCGGG
Molecule: messenger RNA, 369 nt
Organism: Lindgomyces ingoldianus
Lineage: Eukaryota; Fungi; Ascomycota; Dothideomycetes; Pleosporales; Lindgomycetaceae
Exons: 1
Source: RefSeq, a predicted model, not a curated record